Messenger RNA from Folsomia candida, 2026 nucleotides. RefSeq lists its product as uncharacterized. The record is from RefSeq and is a predicted model, not a curated record. Lineage: Eukaryota; Metazoa; Arthropoda; Collembola; Entomobryomorpha; Isotomidae. The transcript is spliced from 2 exons. Bases 605 to 1969 code for a protein of 454 amino acids.
UUAUAACUGCAAAUUUACCUAAAAAUCUCAUCUAAAAGGCUUUGCUCUGUUUUGAUAAAAUUUGCAUGAUAUAAUCAACUUCUUUGUAGAAUCUCGGGAUAUUAUGUAUUUAUGUAAAUAUCUAUGUAUUCAAUAUAACUUGACCUAUUUGACAGGAAUGACAUGUCGGAUUGAUUUAUGUGAUUUUCUACUGCCAAACUAUCCAAAAAAAGAUAUUUAUUACUUUACAUAAAUAUUAAUCUAAACAUAUUUUCUCUCAGAAAUUAGGCCUUAAAAUAAUUUGUAUUACUUUUCUGGGAUCAAUACAUGCCAGAAAAGGUGCUCACUACGUAUGUAUAUAUCCUUAAAUAUUUCUUAUUCAUACUUUACAACACUUACAAAUGCUCUCAAAUUAAAAACAUAAAUUUAGAAAUGAAGUCAUUCCAUCUUGACCCCAUGAAAACUAGUUGUACAGAUCCAUCAAAUCCCACAAAGAUUUAGAUACAUAAAACAAAUAUAAAUAAACAUCCAGUAACUCUUUCAGUCCAUAGUAGAAAGUCCACACUUGACAAGGACAUAUCCAUCAUUUCAUCAACUAAAUAAUUCUUCUCCAAGGUAAAAAAAAAUGUCACAAAUUGUCUCCCCCUUAUUGACCGGGCUGGUCAUAAUGUUUACGACAAAUCUACCCUACAACACCGCCACCAUUUCAACCACGACCUGCGCCCUUUCAUCACCCACCAAUCCCUCCACCUCCGUCCGAAACACGUUCGGCCAAUUCACCUCACUCCGGACCAGAACUCCUUACGAGAUCCGAAGUCUCUCCACCAAUCUCAUCUUCCUCCACGCCACCUCAACCUUUGACCUCUUCACCCUCUCCCAUUGGUGGGAGUUGGUCCCCGCAAAAAACUUCAGCCUUCGAAAUGUCUACCAGCUCAAAAAUUUUGACCCUGGAAUGCAACCCAUGUACCCACGGAUCACUUGGUUCGUGCAAAUCCGUACCCUCCCCGGCACUCCGAACACUUUUGUCCUCCACCCGAUAAGCUGUGAGGGAAGUGUUACCAACCGGCGUAAAAGAUUGAUCUCGACCUCCUUCAUCUACUCCGACAUUAUCAACUCCACCAAUGAUCGUCACUACACGAACUGCAAUCCUUACACGGAGUCAAGCAUUUUCGAGGAGAAGCACAAGUACAGGUUCGUCUCGGUUCGGGAUCACUUGAUAGUCAGGAAGUUACAUCUGGGCGAAUCCGUGACGGGAAUUGUUGAUCUCCCAAAUGAUAUCAAGAACCAUUUCGGUGACACUUUGAGCCGCUCUGUCACCGUGUCCCCGAGGAAGGCAAUCAUUAAGAAUUGUGCGAGUGGGGUGGUCAAGCAGGACGUAGAGAUUACGACGAAGACGACAAUAGGAUCGAGGCUGGGUGUGGAAAACACUUUCGCCACGGGGGAGGAGAGUGGGGAAAGGAUGCAUGUCGGAGUCUCCGUGGGGGCGGGAGUUGUGGGAAUUUUUAAAACAGAAAUGCACACGUCAAAAUCUUGGCAACAAGAUGUAGCCUCCGGGUCGGAAACAUACUCUGAGAGAAACUUCGUCAAAGAGGAAACCAUAUCAGUUCAGCAUGAGACUAAAAUCUUUGUGGGAAACCACUCCUGCCUCCAAGUCUCUGCGGUGUCCUCCAUUUAUGAAGACAGGCCGUGGAAAGUCAACCUCACAGUGACCUUUGCCCUCGGGCCGGAAGUAAUUCGGCAGGAUGUCGACGCCACAAUUGGUCACGGAACGGAUAAGAUUGCCGUGAUUGAGAAUGAUAAGUCGGUCCUGGGAAGUGAAGAAAAGGCGAAGAUUUUUUUGGAAUUGAUGAAAUUUUCGGGAUUAGAUUACUCCUAUAAUGCCACGAAUGGAUUAAUCAGUUAUCUUAAACCGGCCACGUUGCAGGUGACCAGUUUGGUCUCAACUAAUACGUAUAUUCAGCAAGUUAAGUGUGAUUGUUGGAAAGGGUGAAAUAUUUAUGAUUAUUAUGCACAAAAAUAAUAAAAAUAUAUAUGUACAUAUGUAGCA